This is a messenger RNA of Humulus lupulus (European hop), 2396 nucleotides long. Its product is annotated as replication factor C subunit 2. Gene Ontology annotation, biological process: DNA repair; DNA-templated DNA replication. Gene Ontology annotation, cellular component: nucleus; DNA replication factor C complex. Bases 118 to 1110 code for a protein of 330 amino acids. The record is from RefSeq and is a predicted model, not a curated record. Gene Ontology annotation, molecular function: DNA binding; DNA clamp loader activity; ATP binding. NCBI's taxonomy places the organism in Eukaryota, Viridiplantae, Streptophyta, Magnoliopsida, Rosales, Cannabaceae. The transcript is spliced from 7 exons.
AGGGAGGGAAAAUUGGGAAUCACAACUCACAACUCUGAUUUUCUCUUUUUCUUCUUCCGUGUUGAGAAUCAAUCCAUUACAUUCCCAUCUGUGAAACCCUAAAUCAAGGAAACAGCUAUGGCUUCUUCUUCUUCAUUGAGCAACUACGAUAUCCCAUGGGUAGAGAAAUACAGGCCCAACAAGGUUAUGGACAUCGUGGGCAAUGAAGACGCCGUCUCUAGGCUUCAGGUCAUCGCUCGCGACGGAAAUAUGCCCAACAUCAUAUUAUCAGGCCCUCCUGGAACUGGUAAAACCACUAGCAUACUUGCUUUAGCACACGAGCUGCUGGGACCAAAUUAUAGAGAGGGUGUACUAGAGCUAAAUGCUUCAGAUGAUAGAGGCAUAGAUGUUGUGAGGAACAAAAUUAAAAUGUUUGCACAGAAAAAAGUAACACUCCCUCCUGGCCGGCACAAGGUAGUUAUAUUGGAUGAAGCUGAUAGCAUGACAUCUGGAGCACAACAAGCUUUGAGGCGGACAAUGGAAAUCUAUUCCAACUCCACCCGAUUUGCUCUUGCAUGCAAUACUUCUUCCAAAAUUAUUGAGCCAAUUCAGAGUAGAUGUGCCCUUGUUCGGUUUUCAAGACUAUCUGAUCAACAGAUACUUGGUCGUCUGAUGGUAGUUGUUGAAGCAGAAAAGGUUCCUUAUGUUCCGGAAGGUCUUGAAGCCAUUAUUUUCACUGCUGAUGGUGAUAUGAGGCAGGCUCUGAAUAACUUGCAAGCCACACACAGCGGUUUCCGUUUUGUCAACCAAGAAAAUGUUUUCAAGGUUUGUGACCAGCCACACCCAUUACAUGUGAAGAAUAUUGUGCGUAAUGUUCUUGAAGGGAAAUUUGAUGAUGCAUGCUUUGGUCUCAAGCAGCUAUACGAUUUGGGCUAUUCUCCCACUGACAUUAUCACAACAAUUUUCCGUAUCAUUAAAAACUAUGACAUGGCUGAGUAUUUGAAAUUGGAAUUCAUGAAGGAAACUGGGUUCGCUCAUAUGAGAAUCUGCGAUGGAGUUGGUUCAUAUCUUCAGUUAUGUGGUCUUCUUGCAAAGCUUUCUAUAGCUCGUGAAACAGCUAGAGCUUCUUAAGAAAGCAGUUAAACUGCAAUUAGGAGCUUCUUAUGUCUUAAAGGUGAAGAUGGUUAAUGUAAACAUUAGUAUUUUUGCUGUUCAGAUAGUUUAUUUUGUCAGAAAAUCUUAACAAUUACUAUUUUGAUGGAAGUUUAUGGAGAAACUUUCUACCAGUAAAAUAGUUUAGGCAUGAAUUUUUCUCCUCUUUUAUUUUUGGAUCUUAGAGUUUGAAAACUACUCGAGUCUGAUUAUGUGUCUUAAAGCUCUAAGACUUUACUUUGUUAAAAGUAGGAAGUAUAAUUUUAGUGUGAACUGUGAGCUUCUCUUCUAUAAUGGAAGUUUUACUAUGUAGCUGAAAAGUACAUGUUUGCUGUUGGGAUUGGUUAGCAGCAAAAAUGAAGUCACAUCUAAUUCUAAAGAAGGAAGAGGAAGAUCAUUAAUGUCUAUGAGCUCAUGAGUAUGCUAGAGCUGGUACAGGAAUUUUUGGAGUGCUUAAAACAAUGCGAAGGAUUUACAUUGAGAAAGACAAUUUUGAUCAUAGUCAAACCUCCUGAAGUGAGAGAGCAGUCAUGGAAGAACUUGCCACCAAAAACUGCAACCAUUUUCGUAAUGAUGCUUCUUGUAAUAGAUUGACUAGAAAUCCAAUCCCAAGUUGGGUUAAUCAACUUGCCAGAGUCAGAUUUAUGUGCAACUAUGUUCUUCCUGUGACUUUAAAUUCAACAACUUUGCAUCAUAGAGUUGAAUAAUAAACCCUUACCUUUACUUUAGAAAGGAGAGAAGAAAAUAAUCAAGUCAAAUGUGUUGACUUCUUCCAAUUCUUCGUCUUCUUCUCUCUGGAACCACCACUUGCAGAGGUAGAAGCAGAGCCAGACCACCUCUUCCUCCGCCUUGGCCUCUGAUAGUCAGUUCUUCAGCAUCUUGGUUGUUGAAAGUUGAAGCAACUCUUGUCCACUCACAUUGUAAAAAACCUUUACAGGAGCAUUAAGAAAAAUCAAAAUGAAGUUUUUAAUUAUACAUCAAUAUCUUUUGGCAUUCUAAUAAUGCUACCACCAUCUAUGCAAAACCAUGGAGCACAUAUUUGUAAAUGGGUUUUGUUGAGGUAAAAAUUUAAAUAUAUGAAUAGUUGUCGUUUAUACGAGUCAACCUUGCGUCAUUGAUUGGGGGGUCUCUAGUCUUUAUCUCCGGUAAAGUUUCUUCCAAUUUUUUUUUUCUUCUCCUCUUCUAUUUUCUCCCCUUUACUACUUUUGACACAUUUUUUAAAAAUAUUUGUUAGCCUUUUUGGGUAUACUAUUAAUUGUAGCCAA